GAAGACGAAGAAGGGUAUUUGUGACAAGUUUUCAUUCGGACCCGACGGCCAUUAUACCUUUCCUCGUGUCUCUUGUACUAAAGGUAUUACUUAGUUUGUCAUACUCGCACGUAAUCGUCAUUCUUUUGUGUUGGUAGUGCUAAUACCAACAAAAGAAAAGGGAAGAAGAAAGAAGAGAAAGAAAUAGUACUAGUAAUUAGUCAGUGUUACACCCUUAUCGUCCAUUUCGUGCGGUCCCACACAAGAAACGUGAAGUUCGAAAGCAAGUUCUGGUCCAAUUACUACCACUACCACUACUACCACCACUACUACUACUUCUUCUUUACCACUUGCACUGUCUUCUGGCAAACUACCCGCUAAGAAAGGCUAACACGAUCUAUCGGAACAAUGGUAGACGUAGACCAAUUAGAAGAAGUCACGGUAAUGUUACCUGAAGAAAAGAUCCAGGAAUAUCGCGAUAUUUUUUCGUUUUUCGACCGAGAUGGAGGCGGGACUAUAACCAGUGUGGAACUCGGACAAGUCAUGAGAACAUUUGGAUGGAGUCCCACCGAGGGGGACCUUCAAGAAAUGAUCAAUGAGAUCGACCAAGACGGCAACGGGUGCAUAAGUUUCAACGAGUUCGUGUAUUUGAUGACCAAAAAUGUUCAUGAAGAUGGUGACAUAGAAGAAGAGAUCAGAGAGGCAUUCAGGGUUUUUGACCGUGAAGGUCAUGGGAACUAUUAUACCUCCCUAUCUCUGUCAAUGCUGACUACCCUAGGAGAUAACUUCCAAGAGGAGAGCGAGGAGCUGAUUAGUGAGGCCGAUAUCGAUGGGGACGGCAAUGUGAACUAUGAAGAAUUCGUCACCAUGCUCCUUCAUAAAAACCUGGACAACCAAUCAUCAGCACAAUAAUGCCGCAGGACCACAGCAGGGGCGCUUCAGCUCCAAAUGCGUCCAAUCUGGCGGCCUGAGCACAUCCAAAUGUUAGAACUGAACUGAAAAAAUGUCCUACCAAAUUAGUAUGCUGAAGAUAUAUUGCAUUUAGUCACCCAAU
Molecule: messenger RNA, 1033 nt
Organism: Tigriopus californicus
Lineage: Eukaryota; Metazoa; Arthropoda; Copepoda; Harpacticoida; Harpacticidae
Product: calmodulin-A-like
Molecular function (GO): enzyme regulator activity; calcium ion binding
Source: RefSeq, a predicted model, not a curated record